UCAAAUUUGAAAGGAAGCGUCAGUUCAACAACUGGCGCACGCUGUAAUAGCCUUUUAUAGAUGUCAGUGAAUUCCACUCAAAUCCAGCACAUUGAAGAGUUAUUAGAUCGUCUCUUUCGCGGUAUUUUGUCCGCUAAAUUGGAAGAUCUUAAAGUUCUUUCAAGUGCAAUACCAAUUGUGGGAAAAAUAAACUUUGCCGACUCGAAAAUUACUCACGGCGAAGCACUUUAUUUGUUCUGUCGUCUUGAACGUGAUUACUCAUCCUUGCAAAUAUUUCCAAACAAAUCUUUAUUUUCCCGAAAAGAUGAUUGUCUAACGUCGUACAAUUCGCUGCGAAAUGGAUUCGAUAGUGUUUGUAACAUUCCUAAUUCACUAAAUAUUGAGUAUGAAUUUGCUGUUCAUAUGCAGACGCUCACUGCCGCUCGAGGUCAGUUAGUAACACUAUAUCGAACUUUUACAGAGAAUCCUUUGUUUUUGAUUACAAAGUGUACUGCAGCGAUUAAAUCUGUCUCAGAUAUAUUAAGUAAACUUUCUACUAUUGGUGAGAAUGCUUUCACAAAAGCGUUUUCCUAUGUUUCACAAAUAAUCAAACAGGAAGUUAUUAUUCUUCGUGAAUUGAUAAGUGCUCAAAAUGCAAUAUCAGAUCUGAUGUUUUUGGAGUCAUUGCUUUGUUUAGAUCGAGCAAAAACCGGUAUACAUGAAUUCAACAAACUUUUUGUUUCUCAGGGCAUUAUUCCACUCGGUAGACAACCUGCGAUUGUUUCAUGGCUUGAAGGCUUUUACGCGAAUUUAUUAAGUAAAUAUACAUUAUACUGGUUUGAAAUUUUAACUCGUUCUGCAUCUGGUCUUCAUGAAAUCGAAGCUACAGUGAAUUCGGAGAAUCCAGAUUUAGUCAAUAGCAUUAUACAUUUCCAACGAGAAACUAAUGCGUUAAACAUUUCCCUACUGUUUGAUACAACUUGUCAGUCGUUUGCAUUCCUUGGACAUGGUUAUGUUUUGAGAGGUUCCGUUGGUGAUGCACCUAAAGGCAUCGGUAGUAUUCCGCCAAUUUUUACUGCUCCACUGGGUAGUUGUUUAUCUCCAGUCGACGUGUAUACAAUUGUUAUGCAAAUCAACAGUACACUUCAUCAUGGCAGUGAUGAUGAAAAGGAUAAUCUGAAUGAAUUGCUAAAACCACCACGUUAUGUAUACGAUGAAAAAUUAUCGCAUACAUAUUACAUUAAAAAAAUAGAAUGUCGUGUAUACUUAGCACUAGUUUAUGAAGGUUUAAAAUCUCAAAAAGAUAAAGCAAUCAACGAAUUUAUAUCAAUGCUUACAGAGACAGUGUGUUUACAUAAGGUUGUUAAUCUCUUGAGACAACGCCAACAAACAUCCUCUUCUUCAUCGUCAUCAUCAUCAUCAUCGUCUGAACGAAACUAUCUACGAUCAUUAUUUUUUCACUAGUUUAUGCGGUUUGUUUGUUUUUUGAUAAUCCACUGGAUUUCUUUUAUACUUCUAUUAAUUUGUAUGAUUUCUGCAACAUAAAAAUUAUCCCUGUCUUUCUCAGCCCAUAGACAGGAGAAAAACGUGUAUAUAUUUGUAUAAUUAUAUAUUGUAUAAGAACGAGAUAUAAAGUAGUGUGAACGUA
Molecule: messenger RNA, 1627 nt
Organism: Trichobilharzia szidati
Lineage: Eukaryota; Metazoa; Platyhelminthes; Trematoda; Strigeidida; Schistosomatidae
Source: the annotation of a GenBank genome assembly